Aspergillus niger is the source of this 1125-nucleotide messenger RNA. RefSeq lists its product as hypothetical. NCBI's taxonomy places the organism in Eukaryota, Fungi, Ascomycota, Eurotiomycetes, Eurotiales, Aspergillaceae. The transcript has 8 exons. Bases 1 to 1125 code for a protein of 374 amino acids. The record is from RefSeq and is a predicted model, not a curated record.
AUGAAGCAGUACGCUAUGGUGAGGGACACCUUGCUUCUGCCAGCAAACUGGUGCCGUACUCUUAACGGCUACCAGCCUGUGUGCAUGGGAGUUGAAGAUCCCCCUCCUCAGCAUCCUUGUAUAUGGGAGUACAAACCGGUGUCUUUGCAAAUAUGCUGUGAAACUCUUGUCGAGCCUAUUGCUGUCAUCAUCAAUGAAAUAGCACAUAUUCCUAUGGAGGCAUACCAUGUCCUUCAAGUUGCGCAUAUUCCAACUACAAUUGGAAGGGCUGGAUGUCGUAUAUCUGCUAGCAGUAUGCAGACAAGCUUAUUGCAGGGUGUGAACAGCAUUGCUAUUGAUAAUCAUCAGAAAUGUACUAGCAGACAUAUCGACGCGACUACUACCUAUACCGACCAAAACGCUGCACUGGUGAGACGCUAUUAUCCAGUGAUGACGCUAGUAGCAUUGAGUGGAACAUUAUACCCGUGUCCCGGUCAGCCCACUCUCAACAAAGCCCCAAGACCCUACAUCGGAAACCCUGCGCCCGCUAGUCCCGAAGUGGUGCCCUGUCUGGCCCGCUAUUCGCCAGAUGAGUCCAGACGGAGGUCGAUGCCUAGCCGAUUCGGCUUAGUGCCUGAGCCCUGCCCAGACUGCCGCCCCACCCAGCAGACCCUGACGAACCAAUGGAGUUUGCGUUUUAGGCCCUGUCAGCCGCUGAUUGGGGGAAGGACGGCCGCCGUGCGCUUUCUGAUGGGCCAAUGGCCCGUGACCCCCACCGACUACGCAAAUCAAGAAUUGCCGGCGAGAUCCAAACGUCGAUCGUCAUCCUCGCGGCCUCUUCUCGCCGUUCGUCUCUUCCUCACUCCGCUGCCCGCUUCUCCUCCCCCUUCCUCCUCCUCCUCCUUCCCUCCCCUCUGUUUCCCCCUCUUUCAAUCUUCUACCUCGCAUUUGUCAGUCGCUAGGAAGGUUAUUUGCAGCCUCCGCCAUGUCCCUCCCGUCUGUCUGCCGCAUCACCCAUCUUCAGAGAUGAACCCCAUCCGGUCCGCCUCCGACACCGCCGUUUGCCCCCCAAGGAGCAUGCCCCUCAAGCAUGUCCCGGGGCCUGGAAAACAGUCUGUCCGAUGUCCGGCUGUAUAUCACCAGUAA